CGCUGCAGCUUCAUUAUGUCAGCAAACAUAAGAACCAUGCGUACUUGUACUCCUGGUCAGGGGGAGCAUGCCAGGCAAGUACGGCGUGGUCGCUGCAGACCUGCAUACAAAGAUCAGUUGGGAAGACCUCAAGGCAGCAUGGCACAAGCGGUUCCAGGUGGAGUCGCUAGAAAUCAAGGCCAUGGACAAGCUGCUCACCUUCGAGCAGGGCACGCUGCCGAGUUUCGACUGGAUAGCUGAGUACCAGCACUUGACAUCCGUCCCGGAUCUGCAGAUGGGCUACAAAGCCAUCAAGCAUUACUUCAUCUCGAUAUCAUGCCCGACGUUAAGCAAUGCAUUGACUCACGUUGUCGAGACAUUGACAACGACGGUAGAGCUUUUCGACAAGGCCGCGCAUAUCAUUGUCACGAACAAGGAGGCCAAGAACCUUGGUCGUUCGUCUGCGGCAGGCCCGAGCAAGGACCAGCAUCGGCCCAAGGUGGCCGUGGUCGCGGCGGCAAUGCCACCCGACCAAUCUUACAGCGAGGCCGUGUCUGCCAGUGAAGGAGACAGACUCGCAGCCGCUCGGGAUGGUGGCCGCGCCGGCAAAGGCCGAGAACGCGGCAAAGGGAAAACAAACACCACUAUUAUCCCCGGGCCCGGCGCAACAGCUCACGCCCCAUGGUCCCAAUACGGUCUCUCGGAGCUGGCAUACAAGCAACGCACGAAGCAAGGGCAGACAGGGAAACUGAGCACCGCCAAGAGUGAUUGGACGACACUCUUGACGUCUUUGGAACUGGUUUCUUCGCGAGUAACCGGCCUUCAUUCCAAAGCACAGGCGGAAGCCGAUAGUCCUCCUCUCUUGUAUUCCUUCGAGGACUAUGCUGCCCGGCUCGUUCCUACGCUAGGUACCUUUGCUCAAGGACAAGACGUAUGUGCGGUUUCUUCUCCGUCCGGCAAUAGUUCAUCAUCGUCUUCAGGUGGUUCUUCACGGGAUUCGGCACGCGAGUUCAACAUAGAGGUAUUGGACCCGCUCACGUCUGAGGAUUUCGCAUGGCUUCCUCUCCCGACCAUAGGCUGCUUGCCGGGACCGCAGUGCGCAACACUCUGCGCUCAUGUUCACAAAUACUUGUCCUUCUAUGCACCACCAACUUCGACGGGGGAUGACGAAGUCGCGGUGGGGGAUAUCUUGGCGUAUGUUACCAAGGUGGCCGGCGAGUUUCGCACACAGCGGUACGAUGACAACAAUGCACCGCUGAUGUAUGUCCGCAUCCAAGUUGGACAAGCGUCCUGCAGCGCUUUGUUGGAUAGCGACGCGUCUCGUAACUUCAUGAGCCAAUCCUUUAUGCAAAGGGCUGGCCUUGGCGCACAAGUUCGGAGGAAGGCAAACCCGACGGCGAUCAAGUUGGCGGAUGGUAAGACGCAGCAACUUCUCGACCGUUACAUCGAAGCGGUACCGGUGUACUUCGCACCUCAUGCAUGCGAGCCGAUGACAUUUGAUAUUUUGGACACGGACUUCGACAUUAUUCUGGGAAUGCCUUGGCUUGCAAGUGCGGAUCACACGGUCAACUUCCAUCGGCGGACUCUCACUGUUCGCGACGCUUUCGGCGCCGAAUUCACCGACAUCUUCGAGACACCUACCGGUGUGGUGCAUGAUCGGCCGAUCUCUCAUGAGAUCAUUCUUGAGGCCGGUGUCGUGCCACCGAAAGGUUGCAUCUAUUGCAUGAGCGAGGAGGAGCUUGAGGUCCUCCGCGCACAACUCGACGAUUUGUUGGCCAAGGGUUGGAUCCGCCCUAGCAGCUCCCCAUAUGGAGCACCUGUUCUCUUCGUCCAAAAAAAGAACAAGGAUCUACGUCUGUGUAUCGACUACCACAAGCUCAGCGCACAAGUCGUCAAGAAUGCGGGGCCUCUUCCUCUCAUCGACGAUCUUGUGGAGCGGCUAUGCGGUGCCAAGUACUUUUCCAAGUUGGACUUGAAGUCGGGGUAUCAUCAGUUGUCGAUACGCCCGAAUGACUGUUACAAAUCCGCAUUCAAGACGCGUUAUGGGCAUUUUGAGUGGGUGGUCAGGCCUUUUGGCCUCACCAACGCCCCGGCGACCUUCCACGCGGCGAUGACCAACGAGUUUCGUGCGAUGUUGGACCGAUUCGUGCUGGUUUACCUAGAUGACAUUCUCGUCUACAGUCGCACCUUGGAGGAUCAUCUUGGGCAUCUCCGACGUGUGUUGGAGACACUCCGCUGUGCCAAGUACAAAGCUAACCGGGACAAGUGUGAAUUCGUCCGACAAGAGCUUGAGUACUUCGGCCAUUUUGUCACACCUGAGGGCAUCAGUCCGCUUUCGGACAAGAUUCAGGCCAUCCAGGAGUGGCCGGAGCCGCGGAACGUCACGCAUAUCCGUUCGUUUCUCGGUCUUGCCAGCUACUACCAAUGCUUCAUCAAGGGCUACUCAAAGAUCACGGCUAACUUGACCAAGCUUCAAUGCGAGGAUCGGUCAUUUGACUUCGAUGAGGAUGCGCGGGAAUCAUUUCUACCCCUCAAGGCCGCAUUGCUCACUGCGGAGGUCUUGCGUAUCUACGACCCGCUGGUGCCUACACACGUCACUACCGAUGCGUCCGGUUAUGGCAUUGGUGCAGUCCUUGAGCAGCACGAUGGAGUGGACUGGCACCCGGUCGAGUACUUUAGUAAGAAAGUGCCCGCCGUGCAUUCCAUUGAUGCACGCAAGAAGGAACUCCUCGCCUUCGUUCACGCUCUCAAGUGGUGGCGGCACUUCCUCCUCGGUCGAAGUCAAUUCCGAUGGGUGACGAAUAACAAUCCGUUGGUCUUCUACAAGACCCAGGACACAGUCAACAGCACCAUCGCUCGUUGGAUGGCUUUCCUCGACCAGUUUGACUUCUUUCCGGAUCACAUCCCUGGGAAGUCAAACCGUUUUGCGGAUGCUCUUUCACGGCGUCCGGAUCAUUGCACCGCGGGCUACUCGACUUUUGAGAUUGACGAGGACCUGCGGGACAGUUUCGUCCGCAGCUACCAAGCCGAUCCCGAGUUUCGCGACAAGGAAGCGAUUGCCAUGGACAUCCCAGGGCCGUUCCCCAAGCACAAGACCGGUGUGGAUGGGAUUCUCGCGGUGGUCGAUCGACUCACCAACUUUGCCAUGUUUUUGCCUUGUCGCUAUCAUGCCAAGGCACUGACCGAGGUUUUGUACGCCGGUUGGAUUCGAACCAAGGGUUACCCCAAGGAGAUCGUCUGCGACCGUGACACUCGGUUCAUGUCCGAUUUUUGGCUGGCGCUCAUCAAACGAUGGGGCUCAUCUCUCAAGCCCAGUUCAGCUCGUCACCCCCAGACCGAUGGACAGACGGAGAGGGCGCACCAGACCGCACAGGUUCUCCGUCGCACGCUCAUCCGUCUUGACCAGAAGGAUUGGGUUGAGCGGCUGCCGGAUGUCGAGUUGGCCUACAGCUCCUCCAUCCACCCGGCUAUUGGGAUGUCGCCCUUCGAGUUCGAGCACGGCUCGCCGGUCACUUCUCCGUUGGAUACCAUCAUUCCAUGAGCGGCCGAGAGCGACGACCAUCUUCUUUUCUUCCGACGAAUGCAAGAGCUUCUUGUCAAGGCACGCGACU
Molecule: messenger RNA, 3590 nt
Organism: Chara braunii
Lineage: Eukaryota; Viridiplantae; Streptophyta; Charophyceae; Charales; Characeae
Source: the annotation of a GenBank genome assembly